Molecule: messenger RNA, 1428 nt
Organism: Sus scrofa (pig)
Lineage: Eukaryota; Metazoa; Chordata; Mammalia; Artiodactyla; Suidae
Source: RefSeq, a predicted model, not a curated record
ACUUCCGCCUUUAAGAACCUGGAAGCACGAGCCGGAACUUGGCGUUCAGCUCCCCCGCCCCCCAGCGACCCGCGCCCUCGACCGUCAUUGGCUGCAGUCCUCAAGCUGGGCCCGCAGCACAAGCUGAUUGGUGGGCUGUGGUGCGCCUGCGCACUGCUGUUAGGUCAGCCGCUUCCACACCGAGAGGGUCGAGAAGGUCGAGAAGGUCUCGCAGUCGAGGCAGGACAGCCGCCCCCCCCCCCCGCCCCCACCGUCUGGGAAGAGAUGAGCUCCUCCGACAAUGAUGAGGGGCCGACUUCGCCCGACCAGCCGCCCUCAGAUCCGGAGCCCUCCGACUUGUCGUCGGACGAGCUCUUGGAGACAGACCUCACGAGGGCGGGCAUCUUCGUCAAAGAAGGAAGCCAAGUCACGUCCGGUGGCCUGGAUGAUUCUGGAGACAGCUCCAGACAGGGCGUCCUUGGUGGACCGGGCCCUCUCGUGUCCUCGCUUCCUCGCGCGUUAGCUGCAACCAUGCAAAGGCCGUUCGUUGGAGAGUUGGACAUCUCUUCUCCCAAGUCAUCAUCGAAGAAAGCGCCGACCGUGGUCAGCGGGAAGAGAGGGAGCCGGUCCAGCCACCUGCCACGGGCCACACCUCGAAAGAAGAUGCCUCAGGAGAAGAAAUCUCUGGGUAGCAGUGUCUCAAAAAUUGUCCUGGGGAGAAAAUCCCAGGCCUGUCUCUCUGGGGGUCCUGUGGCACCAGACACCUUCCCUCCCAUCUCUGGCCUUCCUGGGCUUGGGAAAGCUGAGAAAUAUUCCUUGGUCCCUGUGGGGACCAAACAACCCAGGCACAGAAUCGGGAAGACACCUGCCGUGAGCAGGACAAGGGACUCCGAACUGGUGGCCCAAGGAGAUUGCAGCCGAAAUAAAGAGCCAGCCCCAAAGGGCCAACUUUCAGCAAGCGGGCCAGGGCCAUCUCGCCUGUCCAUGCCUCAUGGAGGCUACAACAGUGGGGACCCCAGUACGAAGACCUGUCAAAUUCCCGGAAACUCCCAGCUUUUGGCCGUGGCCCAGAGAGCCGCCAAGUCCAGAGGCACCCCACCCUUGGGUGACCGGAGGCCCCUUCUCCAUCUGCCACGACAGGAAAUGAAGCAGCUGCUGCCUGGAGCACAGAGCUGCCCUCAAUGUCCUGUGCUGCAGAGAGAAAUCGACAACCUCAAAGAUCAGCUUGCGGCCAUGCAGUGCCUCAUGGACAAGUUCCAGACCCUUUGAAGCUGAACACUCGGAAGCAGCUGGUACCCUCUGAAUCUCUAAGUUACAGCCACACUGGUUCCCCGUUCUCCUUGCCCACUUCUCAUCGGAAGGCCCUGCCCUGCCAGGGCCUCCCCCUUUCCUGAGGUUUAACACAGCUUUUGUCACCCCGCAGUUGGAAUUAAAGUACUUUUGUGGUUC